Messenger RNA from Cololabis saira (Pacific saury), 2571 nucleotides. It is a transcript of the gene rhcgb, whose product is annotated as Rh family, C glycoprotein b. Gene Ontology annotation, cellular component: plasma membrane. Lineage: Eukaryota; Metazoa; Chordata; Actinopteri; Beloniformes; Belonidae. Bases 153 to 1625 code for a protein of 490 amino acids. The record is from RefSeq and is a predicted model, not a curated record. Gene Ontology annotation, biological process: ammonium homeostasis; ammonium transmembrane transport. Gene Ontology annotation, molecular function: ammonium channel activity. The transcript is spliced from 11 exons.
ACUUCACUUGAAGAUGCUCCGGACUGGACAGUGUGUGUCACUUACAACUUGCUGAUGGCAGGAAAGCUGAAUAAUUCAAGUCUUUAGAGAUUUAAACACUUUCAUAGGAUAUUUUAAUUGUAAUUAUAAAAGAUUUGAGAUAAGCAGAAACAAUGGGAGCUGUUCAAAGCUUCAGGGAGAUGUGUGACCGGACAAAAAACACUAAUGUUCGUCUCAGUCUCCCGGCUGUUUGUAUAGUGUGGCAAACAGCCAUGAUCAUCUUGUUUGGGGUUUUUAUUCGGUACAACGCGGAAUCGGACACGCACUGGAUAGAGCACAGGAAAAAGAAAAAUAUAUCCAGUGACAUUGAGAAUGAUUUCUACUUCAGAUAUCCAAGUUUCCAAGAUGUGCACGUGAUGAUUUUUGUUGGGUUUGGCUUCCUGAUGACCUUCCUAAAGCGUUACAGCUUCGGUGGAGUGGGUUUCAAUUUCCUCAUCGCUGCCUUCGGCCUCCAGUGGGCUCUACUGAUGCAGGGCUGGUUCCACUCCCUCGACUACACUGACGGAAAGAUCAAAAUUGGUGUUGAAAACCUGAUCAAUGCUGAUUUCUGUGUGGCUGGCUGCUUGAUUGCUUACGGAGCGCUGCUGGGAAAAGUCAGUCCCGUCCAGUUGAUGGUUUUGACUUUAUUUGGGAUCACGUUGUUUGCAGUGGAGGAAUAUAUAAUCCUGGAUCUUAUACAUGCCAAAGAUGCUGGAGGGUCCAUGGUGAUCCACACAUUUGGAGGAUAUUAUGGUCUUGCCAUAUCGUGGAUGCUGUAUCGGCCAAACCUGGACCAGAGCGACCGCUUGCAAGGCUCUGUCUAUCACUCAGAUAUCUUUGCUACGAUUGGCACGCUCUUCCUCUGGAUGUUCUGGCCCAGCUUCAACUCAGCCAUCACAGAUCACGGAGAUGGGCAGCACAGAGCAGCCAUCAAUACCUACCUGGCUCUGGCUUCAACUGUGCUCACUACCUUUGCUGUUUCAAGCAUCUUCCAAAAACAUGGGAAGCUGGACAUGGUUCACAUCCAGAACUCCACACUUGCAGGAGGCGUAGCCGUAGGAACAGCAGCAGAGUUCAUGCUGAUGCCCUAUGGGUCUCUUAUUGUAGGAUUCUUAUGUGGCAUUCUCUCCACACUUGGAUAUAUCUACGUCACACCAUUCAUGGAAAAGCACAUGAAGAUCCAGGACACAUGUGGAAUCCACAACCUCCAUGCCAUGCCAGGAGUUAUAGGAGGUAUUGUUGGAGCCAUCACUGCUGCAGCUGCGUCAGAGUCAGUUUAUGGCCGUGAAGGGCUAAUUAACACCUUUGACUUUGAGGGUGAUUUCAAAGACACAGUCCCCACAAUACAGGGCGGUUACCAGGCAGGAGGCCUCUGUGUGGCCAUCUGCUUCGGUGUCGGCGGAGGCAUCCUUGUUGGCGCUAUCUUGAGAUUACCGAUCUGGGGAGACCCUGCAGAUGACAACUGCUUCGAUGACGAGCCAUACUGGGAGUUGCCACAGGAUGAGGAGAGCAUCCCACCCAUCCUGCAGUACAACAACCACAUGCAGAGCAAAGAUGUAGCGGAGUCAAAUUUCACCAUGGAGCAGGAUUCUAGGCCUCGAUCAUGAUCGAUCUCUGCCUUGAUCAUCCAUGGCCGUCUCCUUUAAUUCUCCCACUUGACAGAAAGAUUCAUUUGGUGCAAUUACAGCCUUCAAAUCAUCACCAGCAAUUUUUCAUAUGUGUGUUAAUGAGUAUAGUUUUGGCUUGGAUGCACUUUUUUUCAGCUGUUGGCAGUGGGUCAUCUGUUUUCCAAAACAAUUUUCCAGUUAAAUCGGUUCAUCUUAAAAAAUGAAGUAAGUGACAUUACAUUGAUUUGAAUGAUUUCAAAAUUGAGUAAAUGUACUUCUGCAUUACAUUUUUCCUUUCAAGAUACUAUUCCCAGUGCUCUGCUGAAACUUAUUAAUUUACUUUUAAAAUAAAACACCACAUUUUGCUUUGUUUUUCAUCCAAACCCAACUGAGUUGCUGAAUUUUCAUCUUAAUUUUCUGAUUUAAAUAUUUUAUCUGCCUAAUGUUAAAGAUCUGCUUAUUUUGUCAUUUUCUUAUUUACAUACUUACAAAUUAUAAUUUUAAUGUCAUAAUGUAAAAUGGCACUGAGAUCAUUUUUGACUGUCUUCGUACUGAAUUUUUACUACCAGAUUUGGUUUUCUUGUAACAGGUUGUGAAUUUUAGGAAUAUAAAAACUGUCAUAAUAUUUUUCGACCUAAAUAUAAUGUGAAAUUAAUAAUAUCCCCUAAAACCUAUACUUUGAUCCACCUUGUUUAGUAUUUAUUUGAAAAUGUUAUUGAUGGUUUGAAAGACAAUUAAUGUGUACAUGUAAGAGCAUGAUUAAGUGCUUAUGCAAUGGCCACCUCUUACCUACAGGGGAUAUAAUCAUUGAAAAAUGUUUUAGUUCACACAUUUUUGUUUGGGAUUAAUGUCUUAUAUACUAUUAAUAAAUGCAGUGCCUUUACAAGCUAAAUUUGAGUGUAGAGUUGUAGAUGUUUUCAUCCACACAAUAAAUCUACAAAUUGAA